GAGCCCCGCUGGCGGAAAGACGCAGGAGCGACGCGCCGGAGGUCUCAGCGCGGUCCUGUCUGCUCGGACUCCGGCUGGCUGGGGAGCUGAGGUCGACCAGGCGGCACCUCGGCAGCCCUCCGCAGGCUCCGGGGCUGCGGAUAAAAAAAACGCAGGAAUCUCGGCGCAUUACGCAGAUCGGACGCCUGGAUGCGGAUCAGUGGCCUGCGGACGGAGAUGCGAUAAGUACGGCAUGUUAGCGCCGAUCCACGGCUGUGCUGUGUGCGUCAGUGCAGAUUGUGUUGCAAGAGGAGAUUGAAUGCCUCUAAAAUCUCAAGGCUGUGAGCCCUGUGCAGGGUGAUGAUGAGCAGUCAGGGCGGCAGCAGCAGCAGCAGCAGCAGGGCAGGUGGGCAGCAUGCGGACACGCCUCCCCCUCGCCACGCCCCCGGACCCAAGCUGCAGGUGCAGCGCUCGCUGUCCCGCGACACCAUCACCAUUCACUUCUCUGCUCUGGGGAAGGAGGAGGACGAUGAGGAGGAGGAGCUCUACGGGGUGCCCGUUGGAUCUGCUGCAGCUACGUUGGUCCUGGACGGUGCGGGGGGGCUUCAAGGUGCAGCGGCUGAUGACCAGAGCGUGGCCACGGGCCUGGAGGCCAGAGAGGAGCUGCUGUUUGAGGCCGUCGGUGUGGAGGUCUCCUCUGGAGCCGCUGUGCUCCCCGUUUCAUCCACCACCUUGUCGGCGCAGCCCUCGGACCCUCACCCACACACACCCUCACCUGCCAUGACUAUUGUCUCCACCUCCACCCCCUCCCACCUGAGCUCCACCCCUCCUGCCAGCUCCUCCUGGCCCUCUGACAGACCCUCGGCCACUCCGCCAUCUACAAGCUCCAGCUCCUCUUCCCCUUGCAAGUCUGCAGCGCUGUCGUCCUCCAAGCCUUUCCUCAGCCUGGUCAGGUCUUUGUCCAACGAGGUUGAGUCUCGAGAAGCUGCUCCUGCGCUCUCCACCGUCGCACCAGCGCACGCACGCCACCGACACUUAAUGAAAUCUUUUGUUAAGUCUCUGUCCACGGACACCUCCAAGGCCGAACAUCAGGAAGGGCCUCUCCAUCCGUAUCUUCAGCAGCAGCAGCAAGUUCAACCGUCCCAUCGGCCUCCACCUCGCAACAUGCAGCUCUUCAAACAGUUCUCCCAACCCCGUUUGUCCUCCAGUCCGGUCAUCGUCACUCAGGCAGGUGGAGACUCCAAAACUGCACCUUCCUCCCCCAUCAUGUCGCCAGACGGUAGGUCCUUCUUCAAAGUCCAAGAGGUGGAGGCCAAGAUUGAAGAUACCAAGCGGCGGCUGUCGGAGGUGAUGUCGGAUCCCUUGCAGCUGUUUAGUAAGAUCAUGGGGGAGGAGUCUGGUGUGGGAGCUGCUGUAAGUGUGACUCAUCGCACCAAAUCGCUGUCCUCCAGCGCAUCGGAGCUCAGCGCGGUGACGGCGGUGAACGGACACGCAGAAGGCAGCAACAAGUACAGCAUCAAGGAAGAGGGGGCAGAAGGGGAAGAAGAAGAGGAAGAAACCCCAACAGGAAAAGGCCCCGACUCCGUUUUCUUCUCUUUCCCGUCCCUGGCACCAGCGCCGGCCCUCACCCAGGCCUCCUCCGCCCUCCUCCACAAGUCUCCCUCCCUCACCCUGGGCCGAUGCUCCAUGUCGGCCCUGGUGGCUCGGCAGGAGGACGAGGAUUUCUGUGAGCUGUACAGCGAAGACUUUGAGAUAUGUACUGACACGGAGACACCAGACGGGGAUCGCUCCGGGUCCCGGCAGCCCCAUACUGGUAGCACUGGUUUGUGCAGCGAGCUGGACACGGAGGAGGAGGAGAAAGCAGAGGUGGAGGUCCAGACUGUGCCUGUGACUGGCCUCAUCUGCUUGACUCAGUUGGUGUACUGGUACCUGGUCCUUCCGGUGCCGCCCGCCGUGUGCGCGGUGGUGCAUGGGGUCGUGGCGGGGUUCAUGUUGGCCCUGCUGGUGCUUUGGCUGUCUUCACCUCGACGCUCCUCAUCGGGGACCAGAGCAGAACCCUGGAAUGUGGCCCAGCUGGAUAUCAAGGAACCAGGAAUAUUCAAGGGCUGGAUGAAUGAGAUCCACAGCUACGACCCAGAGAUGUACCACGCCACCCUGACCCACUCUGUUUACGUCCGACUGGAGGGCUCCGUCCUGCGGCUGUCCAAACCCAACCGGAACAUCUCCCGCCGUGCCGCACACAAUGAGCCGAAACCCGACGUCACGUACAUCAGCCAGAAGAUCUACGAUCUGACUGACAGCAAGAUUUACUUGAUGCCCCAGAGCCUGGCGAGGAAGAGAGUUUGGAACAAGAAGUACCCCAUCUGCAUCGAGCUGGCCAAGCAGGAGGACUUCAUGUCCAAGGCCCAGGGAGACAGGCCUGAAGCUGGGGAGGACAAACUACCAGGACUGAGUGAGAAGUUAGAACGAACUGAGAAGGGAGAGAAAGCUGAAGGAUGCGCUUUAGUAGAGGAGCCCAAAAGACCAGCGUCUGGAGGAGGAGACCUGACAAUCUACCUGUUUGGGAGGACGGGUCGGGAGAAGGAGGAGUGGUUCCGGAGAUUUCUUCUGGCGUCCAGGAUGAAGUCGGAAGGAAGAAGUGGAAGUCUGGCUGGAAUCUGCAAGAGUGCCUUCCUGCCCUCCCACAGCCGCAGUAGCAGCCUCCAGUCCGGUGGAGGCCUGGAGGCUGACAGCCGGAGCAGCAGCCGGGGAAGCCUGGAGGAGCUGCCUCAGUCCCAGCCGAGGCCCAGAGACGCCUCCGCCGCUCCGUCCUGUUGCUCCGCCGCGGGGACCAAGCAGAAGAUGCUGCUGGACUACAACGUCUACAUGGCCAAAUAUGUGAACCCCCAGGCGCCCCCGAGAAGCCCAACUGCCACCGACAGCCCCGGACACAGCCCGGACAGCAGCCCCAAAGCUACCAAAAAGUUACGCAGGAGUUCAGAAGAGACCGCAGAGCCUGAGGCCUGGGUCAACGCUUUCCUGGGAAGGAUGUUCUGGGACUUCCUGGGAGAGAAGUACUGGGCCAAUGUGGUCUCCAAAAAGAUCCAAAUGAAGCUCAGUAAGAUCAGGCUGCCGUACGUGAUGAAUGAGCUGACUCUGACGGAGCUCGACAUGGGCUUUUCCAUCCCUAAGAUCCUCCAUGCCUCCAAACCCUCUGUGGACCACCAAGGUCUGUGGUUUGAUCUGGAGGUCUCCUACACGGGCUCCUUCCUCAUGACACUAGAGACCAAGAUGAACCUGGCCCGUCUGGGGAAGGAGGGCGAGGGCCUCGGGGAGCACGGGAAGGAAUGGCCGCGGACGUACUGCCUGGCAGACAGUGAUGAGGAAUCGUCCAGCGCCGGCUCAUCGGAUGAGGAGGAUCCCCCAGAACUCCUCAGUGACAAGCCUGUUCCGCCGGGAGCCGAGGGCUAUGUGGGAGGCCACAGACCCAGCAAGAUCAUGCGCUUUGUGGACAAGAUAGCCAAGUCAAAGUACUUCCAGAAAGCCACAGAGACUGAGUUCAUUAAGAAGAAGAUGGAGGAGGUUUCCAACACACCCCUGCUGCUCACAGUGGAGGUGCAGGAGUGCCGCGGGACGCUGGCUGUCAACAUCCCACCUCCCCCCACGGACAGGAUAUGGUAUGGUUUCCGGAGUCCCCCUCACCUGGAGCUGAAAGCGAGGCCUAAACUGGGUGAGAGGGAGGUCACACUAGGUCAUGUGACGGAGUGGAUCGAGAAGAAACUGGAUCAGGAGUUCCAGAAAAUAUUUGUGAUGCCAAACAUGGAUGACGUAUGGCUACCCAUAAUGCACUCUGCCAUGGACACACGUUCAAAUGCCAACUUGAUUACUGUGACAAACGAUGCCUUGAAGGAUCCAGAACCGGAACCGGACCCCGAGGUCUCGGACAUGUGAAGACUGCUGGUCAGAGUGUACAUGGACGGACAUGUUAUCACCGUGACGAUGUCACGAGUCCCCGCCCCCACUCAGAAGGCGCCGGUGCAGCAGUGGGAUCGGCUCGGUCCGAUGUUUUUACCCACAGUCCGGUCCCACUGUCGCACCAGUCACGGAGCGCAAAACUGUCAAAACGUCCUGGUGAGAAGCGAGAGACUGGACGAGAACAGUGACUCACAGAUUGUCAUCCAAUCACACGGUUUUAUUUGUGUGACAUCAAAUGUUUUGAUUCUCUGACGAAAUCCAAUUCAUGGGCGGCGGAUCGACCAAUAGCCAUCUGAUUCCACCAGAAGAACCAUAAUACCUGUGAUGUACAGCUGCACCAAACGUGAUGGUUGUACAGUGUAAAACUCUUUGUGUGACGUUUCUAAUCGAGUGCUGCUGCGAGGCCACCAAGACGAGUGUGUGACCCUGAACGGGUGAACAGUUGAGGGAAUAAUGCUGAAAUUAGGUGAUGGUUUUGCUUAAAGCCCCAGUGAUUCUUAAUACACAUUUCACAGGGAUACCGACACCCAUUUCUGAACCAUACACACUGCUGCCUGUGCCAGCUGCCUGGCACCUUUAUGCAAACCAACCAAUGGCACAGUGUCCGUAGAGACACUGGGUUUGUUUUAAAUCACAACGGACGCCAUCAUAUCAUACAGCCUGUGUGCUUUUAACUGUGUGGUGGGGAUGAGGGGAGCUUCAGAGGGGUUCUGAGAGUUAAAAUCCAUCUGCAAACACAGCAGCUGAACAUUGCCCAGGUCUGUUGAAUGUAUAAAUAGGAAUGCAGCUCCUUAGCUGUGCGAGGAAAAGCUCAUUCACUGACAACGUGCUUCUAAGCGACAUGUUUCAAGCGCUCUUUUCGUGUUAUAUUCAGAGUUGAGCAAAAGUAAUAAUUUUUCUAUUUUUAUUGCCAAAGCAAUCUUUCGGUUUUUAAAGGGGAACUGUGUGAGGUGAUGAAUAAGCAAUCGGUUAAUAGUUGUGCUUCAGUGACGUACAGCCAAUGUUUUAUUGCUGGAAAUUCAGAAGACGUCUGCAGGGAGAGAUUCUUCUGGGCAGCAGGAGGCCAAAACUUUCACGACCACAGUAACGGAUCUGUAGCGGGGAAACCUGCUCUUUGAAUAAACAGCAUACCGGAUAUUAGCCAUAUUAUUUAAUGUUGUCAGCAGACAUCCAGCUAAUGAAUGCUCUAUUUUUGUUGAAUUAUUUAUUGAUUUGCUGUUCUGUGUUGUACACAUGAAAGAGGAAAACAGGAGCAGGAUGUCUGUACUCUGCCCAGCUUUACAGGUGACUUUUACUUUACGUGUUUUCUGUUCAGACAUGUGUGUUGGCAAGUGUAUGAGGCAUAAAGUGCCUUUAAAAUAAUCAAACAUUCCUCCAUUGUGAGCCACCACAUUUCUUGCAUCAGUUGAGGAAAGGGAGAAAACUUUGUCUUUGUGCCAUUACUGUGUCUGUGGAGACAGGCCCGUUUUGUUUUCCACGUUUCGGUGUUGUUCAUUUGCACAGUGAUGAAAAAUAUCAAACAUUGCUGUUGUGUUCAGUGAUGUUGCAGAAUGUUCUGGUUCUGAUCAUUGUGGAUCAAUAAAACCUUUUGCUUGGA
This is a messenger RNA of Stegastes partitus (bicolor damselfish), 5530 nucleotides long. RefSeq names its product testis expressed 2 (gene tex2). Gene Ontology annotation, molecular function: lipid binding. The transcript has 13 exons. Gene Ontology annotation, cellular component: endoplasmic reticulum. The record is from RefSeq and is a predicted model, not a curated record. Lineage: Eukaryota; Metazoa; Chordata; Actinopteri; Pomacentridae. The coding region runs from base 340 to 3909 and encodes 1189 amino acids.